Messenger RNA from Canariomyces notabilis, 2082 nucleotides. RefSeq names its product MFS general substrate transporter. Lineage: Eukaryota; Fungi; Ascomycota; Sordariomycetes; Sordariales; Chaetomiaceae. Gene Ontology annotation, molecular function: transmembrane transporter activity. Gene Ontology annotation, biological process: transmembrane transport. Bases 1 to 2082 code for a protein of 693 amino acids. The record is from RefSeq and is a predicted model, not a curated record. The transcript has 2 exons.
AUGCCGAAUCGCCCAGCCCUGGUCCGACCACACUGCGCCGCAACGAGCGCCUCGGCAGCGGGGUCUCGCCGGUCUCGCACAUCCGGCUCGUUCCACGCCGGCGAGCCCUUCCCCGUCCUCUCGCCCUACCAGGAGGAACCUGUCGCAAGCAGCAGCCGACGCCGAAAGAGUUCAGUCCGGGAUGCCCGCCCAAUUCCUGCCCGACAGCCGACCGCGAGGUACCAUACUUUCCCCACAUCCCCGCCUGCGACGCCGUCUGCCUCGGGCGCGUCCCCGCAGCAAUCGUACCCUUGGUACAAACGACUGUUUCGAACGCAAUCCCAAGAAGGGGACCGAGACGCGGGUGAAAGGGACAAUGGCGCAGGCACCACUUCGUUCGAGACUCAAUCAAUCGACCGAGACACAAGAGACAGAGACAACAAAUGGAUAGGCAAGGGCAAGGGCGCCCCCGGCGACGGCGCAGACGACACCGACGCCGCGGGAGAUACGGAUCUUGAUACAACCCCAUUACCAUGGCAGCAACUCGGCUUACUCGCCUUACUCUCCCUAGCCGAACAAACCGCCCUCAACUCCAUCGGCCCGUACCUGCCCUCCAUGGUCGCCUCAUUCGACGAAAUCCCCUCCGGCGAAGAAGGCCUUUUCGUCGGCCUACUAGCCUCAGCAUUCGCCCUCGCGCAGCUCGCCACCAACCUGGUCUGGGGAUACCUCUCUGACCGGGUAGGCCGGAAACCGACAAUGCUAUUGGGCACGUCCCUGCUGGCGGGGUGUUUUGUCUUCUUUGGGCUUUGCACGACGUACGUGCAGCUGCUCAUGGUGCAUGUUGCGAUGGGGCUGCUGAAUGGGAAUGCGGCGAUUGUCCCGACGUGUUUGGGCGAGGUGACGGAUCGGACGAAUCAGAGUAAGGCGUUUACCUGGUUGCCGGUGAUUUAUAGUCUGGGGAGCAUCACGGGGCCGGCGCUGGGCGGGUUGUUGGUUGGGGUUAUGGGCGGGGAGGAGUAUCCGUUUUUGGCGCCCAACUUGCUGUCGGCCGCGCUGCUGAUCUUGAGUGUGGUUGUGCUGGCGGUGUGGUUUGAGGAGACGCUAGAGGGGAGUGAUGCAAACGGAGCUGGCUGUGGGCGCGACCGGAUCAAGGCGGUGAUCGAGUGGUGCGCUGGGGUGUGGCCGGGGCUAAAGAGACGCUUAGGCGUGAAGGGAAGAGGGGGGCAAUACCCGGUUGAUACCCGGGACGACCAGCACUCUGACCUCGUUGAUGGGCACGACCGGCAGGGCCUGCUCGAUUCCGUCAGCGAGGUUGAUGAAGAUGACAACUCCGUCAACAAACAUGCUGAGUACCAGGUGCCGACUUUCAGACAGCUGGUAAACCGCAAUACGCUCGCUGUGCUGGGCACAUACCUCGUUUUCCAGCUCGCUAAUAUAUCCUACAACUCGCUCUAUCCGAUAUUCGCCUCCUCGCCCCUGCCAACUGGCCGCAAUCUUGGACCUGGGACGAUCGGCCUCAGCCUGUCCUUCGCGGGACUGGCAACGAUUACGUUCCAAGCCUUUCUGUUUCAGAGGCUGAAAGCACGCAUAGGGAACUUGGGUACAUAUCGAUAUUCAUUGCUGGGCAUGGCGCUGAGCAUGUCGUUGAUGCCUUGGGUUGGGUAUUCCGAUAACAUGCCACGUUUGGGGCUUUGGACUGGCAAGGUCUGGCUGUAUGGAGAGCUGGGAGGGAUUCUGAUUCUCAAGAAUAUCUGUGCUGUUGGUGGGCUUAGCAGUGUCAUGCUUCUGAUCACCAAUUCCGCCCCUUCGCACGAGACGCUUGGCACCCUCAACGGCAUCGCCCAGACCCUUUCGGCCGCCGGCCGCAGUGUCGGGCCGUUCCUCUCCGGCAGCAUAUUCACCCUGUCUACCCGUGUGAGACCAAAAGGGGAGGCUCUGGCAUGGGGCAUUUUUGCCGGCAUCACCCUCGGUGGUUGGCUCGGGUCCUUUGCGAUACGCGGCCGCGGUUUGGAAAGUGCGGAUUGUGUUGUCAAUGAUGAUGAUGAGGAGGAGGGUGAAGAAGAUUUCAGAUACGACGACGAGGAAAGGGGUCUGGAGAGGUGA